UGGUAUCUGGCUCAUGUCGAAAUUCAAGCACUACAUUUAGUACCUAUGCUAAUUAUUUCAUUUGGCCCGUACUACUUGGAUGUUUACCUGUUGCUAUUAUGUUAAUCUUUGCAAUUCUAUCGUACAUUAGUGUGCGAAGAAUAUCUAAAGCACAAAUCAAUACUACGCGGUUGAGUCAUGAACGUCAAAUAACUUCGAUGGUACUUGUUUAUGUUGUGUUUAUAAUUGUACUCAGUCUGCCAUGUAUACUGUACAGCAUCUAUGCAUUGAAUCCGCCAUAUACGGAUACGGAAUCUACAGCAAGAGGCCGUCUCAUUUAUGGAUUGCUGUCUUUCUUCUAUUAUGAAAGUUACGCAUGUUCAUUUUACAUUUAUUGUUGUGUAUCAAAACGUUUUCGAAAGCAAUUACUUUACGUUCUAUUCGAAGUACAUCUAAAACGAUGGAGAAAAGCAUUUGGUCAAUUGCAACAGAACCAAGUGGGAAUUCAACAGAUUACUUCGACGACUAAUUAA
Adineta ricciae is the source of this 512-nucleotide messenger RNA. Lineage: Eukaryota; Metazoa; Rotifera; Eurotatoria; Adinetida; Adinetidae. The record is from the annotation of a GenBank genome assembly.